Molecule: messenger RNA, 1473 nt
Organism: [Candida] anglica
Lineage: Eukaryota; Fungi; Ascomycota; Pichiomycetes; Serinales; Debaryomycetaceae
Source: the annotation of a GenBank genome assembly
AUGAGUGAAUCUCUGCUGAGAGUGUCUUCUUCAACGUUGGAUGAAGGACCUCAAGAAGACGUGGAUAUACCUCCGUAUUCUAUCAUUAAUCCUACAGAAAGAGUUUUCUUUGUAGUGCUCUUAUCAUUGGUUGGUCUUUGGUCUACUAUGUCUUCUCCCAUCUACUUCCCGGCAUUACCUGUUCUCUCACAGUACUUUAAAGUGUCUGAGCCCGUCAUGAAUUUAUCUGUCGUGGCCUACUUACUUCUGCAAGGCAUUGCUCCUACAUUUUCCCUGAAUUUUGCUGAUACAAUUGGUAGAAGACCUGUUAUUCUUGUUAGUCUUGUAAUAUUCAUUGCCGCCUGUAUAGGUCUUUCUCAAACAGAUGUGUACUGGUUACUUGCAGUCUUGAGAUGUGUUCAGGCAGCGGGUAUAGCCCCCGUCAUAGCCAUCAACUCAGGUAUUGGCGGUGAUAUUACCACUCGUGCGGAACGGGGAGGAUUUGUAGGAAUCAUCAGUGGAGUUCAAUUAAUGGGGAAUGGUUUCGGAGGACUUAUUGGGUCCGGGCUUAUGGCUCUGUUUGACUGGAGAGCCAUUUUCAUAUUCUUGGCAAUUGGUGGAGGUUGUACUUUAAUUGUUGCCUCUGUCUUCUUACCUGAAACGAAAAGACUGAUAGUUGGUAAUUGUUCAAUCAUGCCUGCAAAAUUAAUUAAUAGACUGCCCAUAUUGAAUGCUCCGUUUAUAAAGAAACGUCUAACUAAUGAUUAUAGAACUUUAGAUAAAGCUGAAUCAUUGGAUUUAUUGGCUCCAUUUAGAAUUCUUAUUAAACGUUCAGUUGUAUUCACAUUAUUUGCCUGUGGUUUACAAUUUGCUGCGUGGACCAUGGUCCUUACAUCUAUUUCCACAGUAUUGGAGAAGGAAUAUCAUUACUCGAUCUUGCACGUGGGGCUUAUAUAUUUACCUCAGGGAAUUGCCUGCCUUGUAGCGUCUAUAAUAACUGGGAGAUUUUUAAAUUGGUAUUAUUGUCAAAAAAAGCUGGCUUAUGAUAAGAAAUACGCAUCAAUUGAUCCAAGUGAGAGGCCACCAUUUAAUAUAUAUAGAACAAGAUUGGAUGUGUUGUUACCUGGGGCCAUUAUUAUGACUAGUGGACUUUUAAUAUUUGGUUGGUGUCUAGAGUACAAACAACACAUUAUAUCCAUAAUAAUUUCAUCUUGUAUGAUUUCAUUUUCUGCAUCUUCAUUUAUGGCUGCGGGCACUACAAUGCUAGUUGAUCUUUAUCCAGGAAAGGGAUCUACUCUGACGAGUUGUUUAAAUUUGGUGCGAUGUCUGUUGGCAGCUGUUGGUACAGGUGUCCUCUCAAACUUAACUUCUGCAAUGGGUGUGGGGGGUUGUUACACAUUAAUGGCAGGAUUUUGUGCCAUCGCAUAUAUCCUUCUAGUAGUGGUGGUACUAUAUUCUGGAACCCCUACAGAUACAAAGAUAGACAAAUCAUAG